UCGGUGGAAACCUUCUUGGGUGAAAAGCAGAGCCAGAGCGAUCGACAACAAAAGACAUUCUUCGCCCAUUGAAGCGAAUAAUUUUGCCAGAUUAUACGCAAAUAGUCACAUUAAUACUGCGCUUUUUCCUGAAGAAACAAGGCUAACCAAUUCCUCACCAAGAUGUGCGCAAAAAUGGCAUUUCAGCACCAAGCGGGCACCGCUAUGGAGUGCUUGAGUAUUCCCAUCACUCUUCACAAAGAGAGUGGCCAGGACUCUGAAGGAAAGGAGGUGCUGAAGUGCGGCUUCAGGAUCGGCGGAGGAAUCGACCAGGACUACCGCAAGAGUCCUCAGGGAUACACAGACAAUGGUAUAUACGUAACGGAAGUGCACGACGGGAGUCCAGCCGCAAAAGCAGGGCUGCGGAUGCACGACAAAAUAUUACAAUGUAAUGGGUACGAUUUUACCAUGGUGACGCAUAAAAAAGCAGUCGACUACAUUAAGAAGCAUCCUGUUCUGAAUCUUUUGGUGGCACGGAAAGGAGUCACGUCAACUUAAGUUUCUCCACUUUGUAUAUUGUUUAUUUCUUUUUGUUAUUUGAUUAAUUGAUGCACAAGCAUUAGCCAAAUUCAGAGGAAAUUUUCCAUUGGCUUUCAAAUCUAAGCAUCGGUUAUUAAUUUGCAUUCCAGAUUUAAUGCAUUAUGAACAGAUUUCUGUUCUUUUCAUUCCUAUUUUGUCUGAUCAAGUUUCCCGAAAAAAAGAGCUACAUUUUUAUAUUUAAUGAACAUUUCCACGCUUUUUUUUAUUUAUAUCGGCUAACGCCAAAGACAUAAUAUUUUGCGCAGUAUUACAUAAACGCACACGAGUUUGUCAUUUUGCAGGGUGGGCAUUAACAGCGGUUUUUAGAAUAGGGUGGAAAUCUCAAACGACGCGCAAAGCCAAGACAGGGCUGCUUGGAUCAAAAUGUAGAAAUUAUUGGGCAGCUGCAAAAUCAAGUCCAGCUAAGUCACAUAAUUGAUAAGAGUAUUAUAUAAACCAGUCCAGCAAAGGAGGCGGCUGGCUUUUUCAUAUUUACUAUAGAUUGAGCUUAAUUCAUUCGUUUUAAGAGUGACAAAACGCAUUGAGACAAAAGUGUAGUUAUGCUUAAGAAAAUUAAUAUAAGGAAGCGUGGAGAACAGAACUAAUCGUAUCAGUCAAUGUGAGCCAACGAGAUCAAUGUAAAAUCAUAUGUGUUGCUACACAUCUAUAUAAAUUCCAUCUAAUGUAAAACAAUUAACGGUGAAUUUUUACGCAGCCGCAACAAGACAUUAUUUUCACGCCAACGGUUAAAAUUUUGAGAUUACUUAUAAAAUAACUUUAUUUUAAAAUGAUUUUGGCUAUGAAAUUUUAAAUUUAGCCACUUGCCAUUCUACUCUAAGUUUGUGCGUGUUGUGAAAUGUUGUGAAGCCCAGAAUUCAAUCAAGAAUAAUAACCAGUGUAGUUCGAUGAGCGACGUGCCAAAGAAUACUUAAAUAGCAGAGAUGAUGAUGAUUUAAGGCACAGAUAGUUAUGAAAUUUAAUGUCAAAAGUGAAUUUUUAAUAGUAUAUUCCAGUUUAUAUGCCAAUUGGCUUACACACAUUUUCUAAUGAAUCCUAUGCAAUAAAAAAAACUUUUCAUUCGAACCUUCAAAUUU
Molecule: messenger RNA, 1652 nt
Organism: Neocloeon triangulifer
Lineage: Eukaryota; Metazoa; Arthropoda; Insecta; Ephemeroptera; Baetidae
Product: tax1-binding protein 3 homolog
Exons: 4
Coding region: 163-537 (124 amino acids)
Biological process (GO): neurotransmitter receptor transport, endosome to postsynaptic membrane; neurotransmitter receptor transport postsynaptic membrane to endosome
Cellular component (GO): postsynaptic membrane; adherens junction; postsynaptic density
Molecular function (GO): protein binding
Source: RefSeq, a predicted model, not a curated record